GUUCAUCAAACCACAGUGUAACAAGUCCAUAAUCCCAACUCCAGUUCCAUCUUCAAUGGCCAAUGCAAUCUCUCCGCCAAAAUUAUUCCAGAAAGUUGUUCUUAAAUACCCUAUACACAGAGCCUUCGACAUUACCAUCUUCUUCCUUCUCCUAUCUCUCCUCGUUUAUCGUCUUCUCUAUCUCAGCAACCAUGGAUUUGCUUGGGUUCUCGCUCUCCUAUGUGAGUCAUGCUUUACGUUCAUCUGGGUUGUCACUGUCAGUUGCAAAUGGAAUCCAGUGGAAUACAAAACAUACCCAGAACGACUUUCACAAAAGGCACAAGAUCUUCCUCCUGUGGAUAUGUUUGUGACAAGUGCAGACCCGGUGCUAGAACCGUCAAUACUCACUGUAAACACAGUCAUAUCCUUAUUGGCAGUUGACUAUCCAGCAGAUAAACUAGCUUGCUAUGUAUCGGAUGAUGGUUGCUCCCCUAUACCCUACUAUUCUCUUGUUGAAGCAUCCAAGUUUGCUAAGAUUUGGGUUCCAUUUUGCAAGAAGUACAACAUUCAAACUAGAGCUCCUUUCAGAUACUUUUCCAGUGAGCUCAUUUUAACCAGCAGUUGUAAUUCCUUGGAAUUCCAGCAAGAAUACAACAAGAUGAAGGAUGAGUAUGAGGAGCUUGCCUCCAAAAUCAAAGAUGCAGUCGAAAAAUCCAUGGAGUGGGAUCAAAUCGGUGGUUUUGCCAUCUUCUCGAAUAUAGAGCGCAAAAACCACCCGACUAUAAUCAAGGUUAUAAGGGAGAAUGAGGCUGGACUUUCAGAUGCGUUGCCGCAUUUAAUUUACAUAUCAAGAGAGAAGAGGCCAAAGCAUCCACAUCGCUAUAAAGCAGGUGCCAUGAACGUAUUGACCAGAGUCUCUGGAUUGAUAACAAAUGCUCCAUUCAUGUUGAACGUGGACUGCGAUAUGUUCGUCAACAAUCCACAGAUUUUUCUCCAGGCAAUGUGUCUGUUACUUGGUUCCAAGAAUGAAAGGGAAAGCGGGUUUGUUCAGUGUCCACAAUAUUUCUAUGGUGGACUAAAGGAUGAUCCAUUUGGGAACCAGUUCGUGGUUGGGCACAAAGUAAUUUUAUCUCAUGUGGGUUGGCAAUAUGGAUCCGCAACAGAAGACGUCCUCACUGGAUUGAUGAUCCAUGCUAGGGGCUGGAGGUCCCUUCUUUGCACGCCGGAUCCUCGUGCCUUUUUGGGGUGUGCCCCUCGUGGCGGACCGAUCUUGAUGACCCAGCAAAAGAGGUGGGCAACAGGUUUUCUUGAAAUAUUGAUCAGCAGAAGAAGCCCCAUUAUUGCCACACUUACUGCCAAACUCCAGUUUAGACAGUGUUUGGCGUAUCUCUCGUUGCUUACUUGGGGGCUACGCUCUAUUCCUGAGCUUUGCUCCGCGGUGUUGCCAGCUUAUUGUACCAUCACCGACUCGAGUUUCCUGCCCGAGGUGCAUGAGCCAGCCAUAUAUAUUUACAUGGCCCUUUUCCUGAGUUACGUCAUCUACACUCUAAUAGAGUACCUUGAAACUGGAUUGUCAAUCCGUGCAUGGUGGAAUAACCAAAGGAUGGCAAGAAUAAAUGCAAUGAAUGCAUGGUUAUUUGGAUUCAUAAGUGUAAUCUUGAAGGUUUUAAGAAUAUCAGAUACAGUUUUUGAAGUUACACAAAAAGACCAAUCUUCAAGUAAUGAUGGCGAUGAAGGCAGGUUCACCUUCGAUGCUUCGCUGAUUUUUGUGCCUGGGACAACCGUUCUGCUGCUGCAACUCACGGCAUUGAUCAUGGGAUUCCGAGGCAUGCAACUAUCAGUUAACGAUGGCUCAGGGCUGGGAGAGAGAUUGUGUAGCAUAAUGGUGGUCAUAUGCUUCUGGCCAUUUCUGAAAGGCCUGUUUGCAAAAGGAAAAUAUGGGAUUCCUCUAUCCACAAUAUUCAAAUCAGCUUUUCUGGCAUUAUGUUUUGUGCUCUUGGCCAAGCGUGCAUGA
This is a messenger RNA of Populus nigra (black poplar), 1993 nucleotides long. RefSeq names its product cellulose synthase-like protein H1. Gene Ontology annotation, biological process: cellulose biosynthetic process; plant-type primary cell wall biogenesis. The record is from RefSeq and is a predicted model, not a curated record. Bases 56 to 1993 code for a protein of 645 amino acids. The transcript has 7 exons. Gene Ontology annotation, molecular function: mannan synthase activity; cellulose synthase (UDP-forming) activity. NCBI's taxonomy places the organism in Eukaryota, Viridiplantae, Streptophyta, Magnoliopsida, Malpighiales, Salicaceae. Gene Ontology annotation, cellular component: plasma membrane; trans-Golgi network.